AGCAACAAAGCGGAUUCGCAGCAGCAGCAUGGCCGACUACUACGACGUCCUCGGCGUGCCCAAGACUGCGUCCGCGGACGAGAUCAAGAAGGCCUACCGCAAGCUCGCCAUCAAGUACCACCCAGACAAGAACCCGGACAACCAAGAUGAGGCCGAGAAGAAGUUCAAGGAGAUUGGCGAGGCCUACUCGGUGCUCUCGGACGAAGAGAAGCGCACGACGUACGACCGCUUUGGGAAGGCCGGCGUCAACGGCCAGUCCAAUGGCGGUGGCAUGCACCCGAACUUCAACGCGCAGAACGCCGAAGAGAUCUUCCAAGCGUUCUUUGGUGGCCAGGACCCGUUCAACAUGUUCUUCCAGCAAGGCGGCAUGGGCGGCAUGGGCGGCCAGCGCGUCCACGUGUCCAACUUUGGCGGCCCGGGCUUUGCGUUCCAUUUUGGCGGUCCCGGCGGCAUGCGUGGGCGCCACCCAAUGCACCACGCCCGCCAGCGCCGCGAGCACGACGAGGCGCCACAACAGCAAGCCGUCGCGUCCGGCAUGGGCGGCGGGAACCUCCUCCUCGUCUUCUUGCUGCUCUGGAUGAUGGGCGUGCCGUUGAGCUACCUCUGGGUGCUCUUUAUGAUCUACAGCUACUUUGGGUCGCAGCUCGGCUGGUCGUAAACCCACGUGUAGUAUUUACUGUAGGAUAGAGUUUUAGGUACAUGCCAGAGUCGUAGAAUCGUUUCCACACUCGCUGCUUGUCUUCGAC
Molecule: messenger RNA, 746 nt
Organism: Saprolegnia parasitica CBS 223.65
Lineage: Eukaryota; Oomycota; Saprolegniomycetes; Saprolegniales; Saprolegniaceae
Exons: 3
Coding region: 29-658 (209 amino acids)
Molecular function (GO): Hsp70 protein binding
Source: RefSeq, a predicted model, not a curated record